AUGUCCUGGUUAAUAUUUAGCCCGGCAGCAAGCAGCCUUUGGCCCCGCGGUCUGCUCCGGCUCAACGGCCUCAACCUGGUCCCCCUUUCCAGGAAGUACUCUACUAAAAUGUCGUCUGACUCUCAUUGGCUCUUAUCUGCUGACCGUGACCAACAUGUGAUGGAGCUGAGGGCUACGGGAUGGAUGGAGGUGGAGGACCGCGACGCCAUCUUCAAGGAGCUUCACUUUAAAACUUUCAACCAGGCAUUCGGCUUCAUGUCGCGUGUCGCACUGCAAGCGGAGAAGAUGAACCAUCACCCUGAGUGGUUCAACUCUUACAACAAGGUGCACAUCACGUUGACCACGCACGACUGCGGUGGGCUUUCCAAGCGAGACAUCAAGAUGGCCAAGUUUAUUGACAAAAUUGCUCUUUCCAUGUGA
Messenger RNA from Nerophis lumbriciformis (worm pipefish), 420 nucleotides. NCBI's taxonomy places the organism in Eukaryota, Metazoa, Chordata, Actinopteri, Syngnathiformes, Syngnathidae. The record is from RefSeq and is a predicted model, not a curated record.